AUGCUGAAUGGUUAUGAAAGGCUGGGCCAUCAGACAAUUAAUGCAUGGCUUUGGUAUCCGCAGAAGUACUUAUGCCUUGCCGCUUGUCAUUCGAUGUGCGUUGUUGUUGUUGUUGUCUUUGCUAUUGCGGGCACAUUUGCAGUGCUGCUGCUCGAAAGUACAAAGACCCGCAAGCGUAGUGAAAUACCUGUACAUAAGAGUCCAUGGGCACCAAUGUAUUUGAUAUGCGACGAAGAGCACAGUAAGUUGUCUUUGGCUAGCAUGCUGAAAAUCGCCAUUGUCGUCUUGUGCCUUGUGGCUGCGGCUGCAGCGCUCCCCUUUCAACAGCAGCACCGACUCAUCCGCGAUGUCUCUGAAAUUUUAGCGCCACCAGUAGAUGUGUAUUUGCCUCCCACAGCUGUCGCAGACGCUGCAGCGCCGCAAAGCAUCUACCUGCCACCUGUUGAGCCAGCGCCAGAAGCCCAAGCAGCGCAACCAACUGCUGAGGAAGUGGAGGCAGCAUCUAUCGCCGCAGCAAAAGAAACCUCCCCCGAUGCCAGUGAAGCGAAUGCUGUUGAAGAAAGUGAAGUCGUCGAAGCCGUCACCGAAGCAGUGCCGGAGACAGCUGUAUUUGGUGAAAAUGGCUACGAGUACCGCGCCGUACGCAAACUCCGCCUACGUCAACGUCGUGAUGUCUCCCAUCUGAAUCUCGGCUAUCUGCCACCAUUACCUGCUGCGCGUGUAUCAAGCCACUACUUGCCACCACAAUUGGAUGUACCACAACCGGAAGUGCCUCAAUUGAAAAUUUCCAAUGAAUAUUUGCCGCCUGUGAAUGAAAAUCUUGUGCGUGAAGCGCCCACAACUGAAGCAGUCGAAACGGAAGCGCCCGAAACUGAAGCGCCAACCACCACAGAAGCACCAACUACCACCGAAGCGCCAACCACCACCGAAGCACCAAUCACCACCACCACAACAGAAGCAGCAGCGCCUGAGGAGACUGCUGUUCUAGCUGAUGAUGGUUACCAUUAUAGAAAACCUGCUGUGUUGCCUGAUUUAGGUUUUUCACCUUUGGUGAAAGUGGCCGAACCAGAUGCGGCACCCGAAGCGCCAGCGCCCCAAGAGCCAGAGGCUGUGGAAGAGGUGGUCGUUGAAUCGGCAGCUCCUGAAGCUGAGCCGGAACCAGAAGCCGAGCAAGAGCAACAGCCUGAGCCCGAACCCGAGCAAAUAAUUGAUGUUGAGCCUGAACGCGCCUACUUGCCGCCACUAGAAGCGGGUGUAGUGGAGGCUGAAGGUCCAGGAGAGGAGUCAGCUGCUCUACACGAUGAUGGCUAUCACUAUCGUGUGGUCAAGCGUGUAAGAUUAUUUUAG
Rhagoletis pomonella (apple maggot) is the source of this 1347-nucleotide messenger RNA. Its product is annotated as proteoglycan 4-like. The transcript has 2 exons. The coding region runs from base 1 to 1347 and encodes 448 amino acids. The record is from RefSeq and is a predicted model, not a curated record. Lineage: Eukaryota; Metazoa; Arthropoda; Insecta; Diptera; Tephritidae.